Molecule: messenger RNA, 552 nt
Organism: Prunus avium (sweet cherry)
Lineage: Eukaryota; Viridiplantae; Streptophyta; Magnoliopsida; Rosales; Rosaceae
Source: RefSeq, a predicted model, not a curated record
AUGGGUUCAACUUCAAAUCCUCUUGAGCUAAAUUCUCUUGAUCUUGCACUGAGUCUAAAGCCCUCUUAUGUCCCAAAAUCACUCAAUCACUUAUUCAGUGAUCUGGAAAGUAUAGAUAAUGUUCCACACAAAUUGUCUGUUUUGAAUGAGUAUCUUCUAAAACACCAAGAAGAGCUUCACAGAGUAGAGGAAUUUAAAAGAGACGUACCUCAGUGUGUUCUUCUGUUGUUGGAUGCUAUACAAACACUCAAUAACGAAAUUGAGAAGUUGAGUGGCCAAGAUCAGUUCGAUGCAUGUAAGAAUAGAGGCUCAUGUGAGGAUCCAGUGGAACGACGAAGUGCGUUCCGGAAAUAUAAGAGCUCAUCACCUCCGUUUAACCCUAGGCCUCGCAACCAAGAUCAUACAAGUCAUGACCAUGAGGUGAAGGGAAAGGAGCCGAUCCGCAAUGAGCCAAGUCCCAGGACACCUUUCCCUUGUGAUCUGAACAUGGAGGCAAGCGGUUCAGAGCUGGAGCUGGAGCCAGAACCAGAUCCACAGCCACAGCCGCCAGAG